Messenger RNA from Dibothriocephalus latus, 1551 nucleotides. The record is from the annotation of a GenBank genome assembly. NCBI's taxonomy places the organism in Eukaryota, Metazoa, Platyhelminthes, Cestoda, Diphyllobothriidea, Diphyllobothriidae.
CUGAUUAGCCAACUCCCGGCUCCCGCGCAGAGGGUAGUGGACGCUAGUUCUAGUAUUUUACAAUCAAAAAGCCAGGCUAUCGUCUCAAAAACAAAUGUGCCCCCAUACGGCCACCGCAAACAUUGGUUCCCGAGAAAUGAUGAAGAUUUCGGGGAUGGCGGGGCUUUUCCAGAAAUCCAUAUUCCACAAUACCCAUUGGGGAUGGGAAGGCAAAAAACUUCGUCGAACGCUUUGGUCAUGAAAACCGACAAAGAUGGCAAUGUCCGCUAUGAUGAGCUCAUCCGACAAGGCCACUCGCGGGAUAGGAUAAUCCAUUCAAAAUUCACCGAUUUACUUCCAAAACCGAUAGACGAGGCUGAUGCUGAACUUCAAAAGCCCAGCAAAGACGUUAUUGAAGAGACCACAGAGAAAACCAGACAAGCACUGGAAGCUUUGAUUGAGCAAAAAGUGGCUGCGGCGUUACCAGUGCGUAGGGCCGAAAGGACGGGACCGGCCGAAUAUAUCAAAUAUACUCCAUCUCAGAAGGGGCCGGCGUACAAUAGUGGCGCUGAGCAGCGUCUAGUUAGAAUGGUUGAGGUGCAAAAGGAUCCCAUGGAGCCUCCUAGAUUCAACCGCAAGGUUUCUGUCAAGGAGCAGGCAGAAUGGAAAAUUCCCCCUUGCAUCUCAAAUUGGAAAAACCCGCGUGGAUAUACAAUUCCUUUGGAUAAAAGGGUGGCUGCUGAUGGUCGUGGCUUGCAGACAGUUCAUAUCAACGAAAACUUUGCCAAGCUGGCGGAGGCGUUAUACACAGCUGAUCGUAAGGCACGUGAGGCGGUUGAAAUGAGGGCUGAAAUCGAACGGAAAGUUGCUCUCAAAGCGAAGGAGCGUAGGGAGGAACAACUGCAACGCAUAGCCAAAGAAGCCCGAGAGGCUAGGGCAGGCAUUCGUCGUCCUGGAUUUGAUCCUGCUGAUGAGGAUUCAGGUAUCGCUGAUCGAGAAGAACUAAGGAAGGAACGCGCGAGAGACCGCGCACACGACCGAAACCUUAGUCGAACAGGUGCCGACGCCAAAUUGCGUACCCAACGUGACAAGAAUAGGGACAUCAGUGAACAAAUAGCCUUGGGUGUUCCGAAUCCACGAGCAAAUGCGAACUCGGAAUCACUCUUUGAUCAGAGACUGUUCAAUCAGUCAAGCGGCUUGGACACGGGCUUUGCCGGAGGCACGGAUGAUCUGUACAAUAUCUACGAUAAGCCAUGGCGUCAAGAGUCAGAUAUUGGCUCCCACAUUUAUCGCCCACGACCAAAGGAUACCGAAAUAUAUGGAAAUGAUAUCGAGUCUUUAAAAAAUCAAAAGAAAUUCGUCCCGGGCCGCGAGUUUUCUGGCACCGAUCGAGGGCACCGCCUUGAUGGACCUGUUCAAUUUGAGAAGAGUACUGUUGAGGAGGAAGAUCCUUUCAAUUUGAGCAAAUUCUUGCUUGAGGCCAAAAAGUCCCAGAAACGGCCAGGCGAUUCUUCGACUGAUACAUCCGCUAACCGCGAUACAACACACAGAAAACGAGAUCGUCGUGAUUAA